CAGAGGUAGGGUUCCAUCCCGCAACAGAAUUCCAUCCCCAAUCCCCCAAACCUCUGUCGCCGGGUCACCGGCGAGCUCUCCGGCCAUGGCAAACCUGAGAGCCGCCGCCAGCACCGGCCAUCUCCGCGUCUACGGUACGUCGCUGUCUGAUGAUGGCGCCCUGCCGUGGGAGGAAAGAGAGCAGGACACAUCACUCCUCCUCCGCAAGAUCGAGCUCCACCGCGACGAAGCCGUCAAGCUGCUCGCCUCGCACCCCGAUCUGCUACGGUUCCUCGACGCGGCGACCUGCGUCGGCCUGCUCGAUCCGGUCUCCAACAUAGUCGUCAGCGCCAUGCUUGCCGCCUCGGCAGAUCCCGUCGACGGGGCCUCGGCGGUCGCCGGCGUCGACAAGGACAUGAAGCAGCGCUCCCUCGACGGCCUCGUCGCCUUCCUCACCUGCUUCUUCCCUCACCUCACCGACUGGGAGGCCGUCAGGUACCUUGUCCUCGCCGAAGCCGACCCCCUCGUUGCCGCGCGCAUCGUCAUCGAGGACCGCCGCACCAAGUGCUUCCGCCCAGGCUCCGCGGCCACCAACGGCGCCCUCAAGCUCGCUCUCAAGUGCGCAAUGGUGGCCGCCAAGCAUCCGUGUCCCUCCGAGCUCGCAGGCGUUUGGCUGUCCUUGUGCUCCUCCCUCGACACCCUCGAGAAGGCCGUCUCCGUGCUCUCGACGGUGCGGCCCUCCGGCGACAUCCUCCACACUCUGGCCAAGCAGAUGCCAGAUGUCCCUUAUCCUGCUCCUGAUGGCAUUGGCAGCAGCCUCAUCAGGCCAUGGGAGCUUGCCGCCCGUCGCAGUAAGCAAGCCGCCAAGGUGACUCAUCAGUAUUCCUGGUCACUGAGGCGAGUGCUCCUACAUACGAUCCAUGGUUUCUACCUGCAGGCACUCGCCAGGAUGCCGGGUGGCGAGCUGCGGUCUCGUUACCACCGUAGCAUGCUCAAGGCUGGCCAUUGCUACGGCCCUUUCGACCCUGUCACCAACAUCAUCGUCAAUACCAUCUGGUAUGAAGCCACCUUCCCACCACUGAGUCAACUGGAUGAGCUCGACAUUCUCGGCACCUUGAACCUGAUGCGGAUUGAAGCACAAUCCUUCUACGGACUUGUCUCGUUCCUCUGCACCCAUGACAGAGAUCUCAAUGCCGAUCAGGCCAUAAGGAUCCUGCUCGACACGGAUCUCAACUUGGCCGCGACAAAGCAGUGCCGCAGUGUCCAGGAAGAACAAGAAGCCUUCAGGGCUGCUGCAACUGCGGCAUGGCACCCCAGACCCGAUGCCCAAGCAGCAUUCCUCAGCUCUUGCAAGACGCCUGCAGUCCUGUCACUGCUGUCAGAUAAUGGGGGCCAACAACAGCUCUCUUCUCAAUGUGUCCAGCAGCUUGCCAUGCUAUUGUCAUCUGCUUUCCGUUCCACUGGCAUGUUAGCCCAGCAGAAGCAACCAGUUGCCAUUUAUAAACGACGGUUCAAUCUUACCAUGUAUGAGGGACGUAUACAGCGAAGGGCUCAUAGAAGAAUCUCCAGAAAGGUCAAGGCUGCACUAAGCAGAUAUGAGGUGCAGAAUUCGGGACAAGCCUGUUAUCAGCUUCAUGUGGUCUGCGGUGUGAAUGAAUAUGUAUCUGGUCCCGACAAGAGUGAUACUCCUGUUGAAGAUGACCGCUACCAUCACACACAUGCCAACUUUCUGGUGACCCGGAAUGUUGGCUCUGUAUGUUCGGGUCCAGUACUCUUCUUUGCUGAGCUUAGCAACAAGAACAAUGGCGACCAGGAUUGCCAGCUUCUAUGCUGCCCUGUGGAGUUUCCACUACCAGGGGCUGAACCAGUGCGCUGCCUUUUCUGCGAGCAAGAAGGGAUCAGGAUUGUACACCCUGCUAGUGGGGAGGGAUUCCAUGGGCACCAGGUGGAGUUUGUGAAGAUGGUUCGCUGCGAAGAUUUAUUCGAAAAUGUUGACUAUCCAGAGGAGUAUGACAAUGAUCGCAUACUAACUAAUAGUGAAUAUGUUACAAACACUGUGGCUGAUGGACUCGACGAGGACUGCAUGUACCUUGGUAGCGAUGAUUUCACCAUCAAGGAAUCCGACGGUCAUGAGUGGGAUGAGUAUGGAGAGGAGUAGUAUAUAUAGUGAUGGUCUUCUGAAAGGAGGUGAUAAAGCCAAGCUUGAGGAAGCGGUCAAUCAGUUGAUGGCGACAUCGAUGAUGACGUCGCUUGCUGGUAAGAUACUUGAUGCUCCGGCUGGAGCCGACAGGGUGCGUGGAGCUGGUGAUCAAGGAGUCUUGCGUGUAUUGAAAUGCGAGCACCAGGAAAGCAUGGCGACUGAUCCAAUACCUUCAGAGUUUAGCUGCAAGACCCAUAUGAAAGCAAUCUACUACCUGAGAGGUAAUUUAUUAGAUGCUGUAUUUGGGAAUGAAGCUUUGCCUGUGUGGCAUGGUAUUGAACAUGGCCUGGAAUUGCUAAAGAAAGCGUCACCUUGAGAGUGGGAAAUGGUAAGUGCGUCAGGGCCUGGCGUGGUAAUUGGCUUCCCUGAAAUUAAAACCAAGUCCGGGAAGAAUGAAUGAUAGACAUAUACAUACAAUUCAAGGUUGAGCUAGCUUAGCAUCAGAGUUAGUAAUUCCUGGAAUGAACAAUCACUCAGACGAAUCUUCCGCCCGCAUGAUGCGAGUAUCAUCCUUAACAUGAGCGCGUUUGAUGAUUGAAAAGGGGAUUUUCCUGCCUGGCUUACAGACUCAAGAAUGAGAAAGUGCAAAACCUGGGACAAGUGCGGAGGGAGAUUGCUCAAGAAAGAUGAGGAAGCUAAUCUGGAACUCCCCUGUGAUGAAUAAGGUGAGAAUUUUUGCUUGAAGAGUAGCCUGGGACAGCGCUUGUCCUGUUUGAUUUUGUGCUACAGUGGACUGUACUAAAGGCAAAGCUUUGAGAAACGAAAUGUGGAAAUCCUAGAGCUUUGCUUCCGCGGAGCUGGUCCCAGUAUUCUGGACCGGAUUGGCUCUUGCUGCUUUUUUCAAGAAUUUGCCAGGACAGAAGAGGACUGGUUCUCAUUUUGUGGAGAGGCUGGCACUUAAGGUGUCACCGAAGGAAUCUAAGCCGUGAAAUCUUGUAGGAGAGCCUCAAAUACUAUGUUACAAUGGUAAUCCAAGUACUAUUAUACAUUAUGUCCAAAAGAUUAUUAAAUAUGUGAAAAACAAUCUUAGUUAGCAGAGAAGUCUAUAGCACAGACCAAUCUCGUGUAUUGCCUAUCUCCCGCCGAUAAAUAUCAUACAUGUUGUACUAGAUCCUACUAAAUAGAUUUUAUAUAUAAUUU
Triticum aestivum (bread wheat) is the source of this 3319-nucleotide messenger RNA. RefSeq lists its product as uncharacterized. The record is from RefSeq and is a predicted model, not a curated record. The transcript has 4 exons. NCBI's taxonomy places the organism in Eukaryota, Viridiplantae, Streptophyta, Magnoliopsida, Poales, Poaceae. The coding region runs from base 86 to 2137 and encodes 683 amino acids.